This is a messenger RNA of Caenorhabditis briggsae, 420 nucleotides long. NCBI's taxonomy places the organism in Eukaryota, Metazoa, Nematoda, Chromadorea, Rhabditida, Rhabditidae. Bases 1 to 420 code for a protein of 139 amino acids. The transcript has 3 exons. The record is from RefSeq and is a predicted model, not a curated record.
AUGUCCAAGAAUUGUGAAAAAUCCAAAAAAUUAAAGAAGCACACGGAGAUUUCGAAAGCCGAAAAAGAUGAGCAGGAUUUUGAUUCCUGGCUCUGGGGACAAAUGUUUUAUUCGGAUUGUUACAUGAGAAAUUUCGAAGAACAAAAAAAAAUCUACCUGACAUACAAGGAGCUGAAGGAGAAGGGAAGAUUGGAGGAGUUCAAAUAUGAAAGAGCAGGAAACUCUGGAGAUCUUACACUUCUGGAGCCUGAAAUGGAGAAAAUCAGAAUCGCCGAGGAGGGUGCAAAGAAAGCUGAAGCUGUAGAAAAAGAAAAAGAAGAAGCAUGGGAUUCUAAAGAUCGACGGCCAUGGGAAACUGAUAAGGAGUUCCGGAGACGAAUUCAUCACCCGUAUUCUGAUUCAUCAGCGUCUGAUGAUUGA